Messenger RNA from Anoplophora glabripennis (Asian longhorned beetle), 567 nucleotides. RefSeq names its product putative inorganic phosphate cotransporter. Gene Ontology annotation, molecular function: transmembrane transporter activity. Lineage: Eukaryota; Metazoa; Arthropoda; Insecta; Coleoptera; Cerambycidae. Gene Ontology annotation, cellular component: plasma membrane. The transcript has 3 exons. Gene Ontology annotation, biological process: monoatomic anion transport. The record is from RefSeq and is a predicted model, not a curated record. Bases 49 to 567 code for a protein of 172 amino acids.
UACCUCUCUGCCCUUCCUUACUUUGUUCUCUGGCUGCUUAGUUUCGUCAUGAGUCCCAUAGCCGAUAGAUUAAUAUUAAAGCAAGUGGUGAGCAGAGGCACCAGCAGGAAAAUUUUCAACUCCAUAGGUUUGAUGGUGCCCGCCGUUGCUCUUUUCGCUCUCAAUUUUGUGGGUAGCUCCCAGAAGGAAGUCACGAUCGUUAUCCUGGUGAUUGCUGUUGGCUUCAACGCCGGUGUGCUUUCUGGUUUCAAUGUGAACCACAUAGACAUAUCCCCGAUCCAUUCUGGGACCCUCAUGGGGAUCACCAACAGUUUGUCCAACGUUUUCUCCAUCAUAGCCCCAUUGGCCGUGGACGCUGUCAAAUCCAUUACGGGCUAUGAAGAGACGGACAAAUCUAUGUGGAACAUAGUUUUCUCCAUAGCGGCCAUAAUCUACAUCCUUACUGGUACAUUCUACGCGUUCUUUGCGUCGGGUGAAGUACAGCCUUGGGACAACUUGGAACUUAGUAAAAAAAGCCCCGUUGGGCUCAGCAAAGAACAACUGGAGAAGAAAUAUGAUAGCGUCUAG